This is a messenger RNA of Mya arenaria, 5592 nucleotides long. RefSeq names its product E3 ubiquitin-protein ligase rnf146-like. Bases 116 to 1447 code for a protein of 443 amino acids. The record is from RefSeq and is a predicted model, not a curated record. Gene Ontology annotation, molecular function: poly-ADP-D-ribose binding; ubiquitin protein ligase activity; zinc ion binding. Gene Ontology annotation, cellular component: nucleus; cytoplasm. The transcript is spliced from 2 exons. Lineage: Eukaryota; Metazoa; Mollusca; Bivalvia; Myida; Myidae. Gene Ontology annotation, biological process: Wnt signaling pathway; ubiquitin-dependent protein catabolic process.
CCGGAUACCGGGUUUUGUCACCACCCAAGAGCUAGGGUCCAGGAAUUUUGUUGUGACAGUUGCUUUCUUUGUUAUUUUUUUUUUUCGCUGAUUUUUCCAUUAAAAUGAUCUGACAAUGGACUCACAAAUGAACAACGCAAACAAUAGCGCAGAUGCAAAUGUUGCACCUAGCCAACACACUGAUGACGACGCAGAAGAUGACUCAAAACCCGUGAGGAAAGUAACCAGGAAGGAGCCACUUCCUGCAGAUGUUUUAGGAGAGGCCAGUCCACAAUUUGAAUGCCCAGUGUGCCUACAGUGUGCCAGUUUUCGUGUACAGCUACCAUGCAAGCAUAUUUUUUGCUUCCUUUGUGUUAAAGGUUUCGCCAAUAGAAAUAAAAGAUGUGCAUUGUGCAGGCAGGAUAUCCCUUCAGACUUUUUCAAAGACCCAAAACUGGUCUGUGAGGAUGAGAUAAAAGAAAAAUCUAUGUACAUAUUUGAUGAAGGCUACCAGUGGUUUUAUGAGGGAAGAAAUGGCUGGUGGCAAUAUGAUGAUAAAACAAGCGGAGAACUUGAAGUACGAUACAAAAAAGGUGAUAAAAAAUUUGAAUUGCUUAUAGCUGGUUUUCUGUAUGUGGUAGAUUUGGAGAGCAUGAGACAAGUAAGAAGAAAUGACCACACAAGGCGACGUAGAAUUAGAAGGGAUCUAAGAAGUAUUCCUGAUAUUAAAGGUAUAGCAGGACUUAAGUACCUCGAAGAUCAAACCUCAAGGCCAGGAGGAGAUGGGGAUGAUACCGCGGAUGGAAAUACCGCAGGUUUAGCUACAAGCCCUGGUAGCAGAAAUCCAGGUCCAUCAAGUCAAUCUAGCCAGCAAAUGAUGCUUCCUAGUGACGGAGCCAGUGGACAAUCUUACGAUAAUUACCUUACUCCCUCGGCCCCUAACAACACCCCUCAGACUCCAAUGACCCCUGCAGACAGCCAGCCCAGUAGCCUAAUGGGCUCAACAGAGGAUCUGACUGUCCAUUUACAAAACUUGAACAUGAACUCAGACCCUUCUUCACGGGCUUCUCCGUCCUCAGAUGCUCAAGACCAUUUUAGUCAGAGUAUUCCUGAUCCAUCUUUGCCAUAUGGUGAUCAAUCUUUGAAUGCUUCAUCAAGAUCGGUCUCUGAUACAAGUGCCAGUACGGCUAGUCAGCCUGGGUCAGGCCAUAAUGGGCAGAGGCUGCUCUAUUAUAGAAGAGCAUACCCUGGGGAUCAAGAAACAAAUGUUGAUGAUGACGAUGAUAACGACGGCACACCAGUGGACCCUAGGUACGUUGAGGAAGGGGCAGAAGGUGGCCAGUAUAAGGAUGAUGAUGAUGAUAAUGGAGAUGAGCAUUUGUCACAUGAACGUGUGGCUGAUCCCAGUGAUAGUGAUAAUGACUGUGAUGAAACAGCUCGGCCUGGCUCAAUGGUUACGUACGUGUAGAAAUAUGAUUUCACUUAUAUCUGUGUGCAAAGCUUACCUGUAUACAUGUAGGUUAAAGUACUUAGUACUAACUUACAUGUAAUAUGUUAUUUCCUAUUAUAGAUAAAAUCCCGGUUUGUGAUAUAUAGAUAUACAAGAUAUGUGGAUAGUGUACAUGUAUACAGUAUAGUUUAAAUUUUACAUAUAUCUAUAUAUGUAUAUGUGUUUGUUUUUACUAUAUAUUUAUCACAGGUUAUGUAAAAAGUGUUUGCAUAUUUAAAAUUAUUUUUGCUUUAUUUAAAGGGAUAACAACUGGCAGAUACUUGUUUCUGGAAUACAAAAUGCAAAUCCAAGCCCAUAAUAAUUAUAUUUUCCAUUACUUAACUAAUGCUUUCCUGCCAAAAAAAUAAGUCAUAAUUUUUAAAUUAUUAUAAAGUUUAACAAAAGAUCUGUAAUUUGAAGAUAAUGUUUUAUCAUUGUAACAAGGGUUUUGUUCACAUUUAAAGAAACGAAAUUAAUGUUUUCAAUGUCUAAUGCUUUAAAAUAUGAACGUGUCCCUUUAAUUUACAUGUGAUUAAUGCAUUGUUACAUGAUAUAAAUUAUGGUUAAUUUAUAAUUUUUCAUAAUAAUCCUUCCAUACUUUAAUUCAAAGAACUGAUACUUAAACACUUCUUGCCUUAACACAUAAUUGGCUGAUUGUAUAUUAAAGUACUGACGUAUAUUAAAACAACAUCAAACAUCCAAACGUUAAAGUUUAAAAGUUAACAAACCAUGUUGUUAAUCAUGUUAAAUUCAACAAGGUCCAGAGUGUACAAUUGACCCAAUAAGCAUGAGGAAAGAAGUAUGAAUAUUUAACCUCUAAGCUAUUGGCUCAAUCCUUACUUAUCAUGUAUGUAAUUUAUGUCUUUCUUUUAGGGAUGCAAACGAAUGACAAAAUUGAUAUUUGAAUAUUCGGUAAUUCUUUCGAUCGAAUAUUCGAAUAUUUGAUUACCAAAAUACAUAUUUUAAAAGAUGUAGUAAACUACCAUUGUUAUUAUUCGCUAAAGUAAUUGCCGGGGCAUUUUUACCCUAGUAUGUCGUAGCCAGUACACGCGGCGGACCCUGAUUGACCACUAAAUUGACUAAUUAUAACUAAGGAAAACUAAAACCAACUCGGGAACAAUUAAAAUAAUAAAACAAAAACAUGUGGAUUUGACUCAACUAUUAUAUAACAAUAAAGGAAAUAUAUCCUAAAACGCUAUACUAGACAGUUACAUUUCAAAGCACGAACACUGUAUCGAAACAUGGAAAACAGUUUAAAGCUUACGUACAUGUAACUACAUUAUUGAAGCACAUGUCAUUCAUACCAUCAUGGCUAUUUGAGUCAUGUUGCACAUCUUAAUUUGCAGCAAGACAACACAUUGGUGUUUAAGCCGAUUCCUACCCAGUUAUUGUAAAAUUAAGGGGACUUUUAUAGUACCUGACGAUAUAUCCCUAAAUGACAUAUGAUGCGUGUUUAGCGUAUUGUCAUCACAUUCACACAUCUGGCAUUAGGGGCCAGUGGUUGUAAAAUAAGACAAACAAACUUUAUAAUUAACAAUAGUGCUGUAGGCAAAAGGUUUUUUAUUCUCUUUAUUUCACUUUUUUUCGAAUAUUCAAAUACCGAUUUUGACAUUCGAAUACCAAACGUUUGAUCGAAUAUUCGAAUAUUCGUUUGCAUCCCUACUUUCUUUAAUAUAUUGUUUUGUUUAAUAUUAAAUAGUGUUUAAACCAAGUUAACCACUUUAAAUAAUGAUUAAAUGAUUUCUUGAAUUUCAUUAUGGUACAUAUAUAGAUUUUGCCAAUGAAUAUUAUACUAAACAUGCAUUGAUGUCAUGCCAUUUCUUUUUGGGGUAUUUCGGUUCUCAUUUUGAGCUAGAUAAAUAAAUUGGUUUCUUUUUCCAACAAUUUUCCCAUCUGGCAAACAUGAAUUCUCUGUCUUGAAAUACUUGAUAAGUCAACUACAUUGUACAGAUAAAGUCAUUGUAAAAUCAAGUUAACUGCUUGCUCUCUAGAAAUAUGUUUAGGCCAAUAUUAAUUAAUUGCUUGAUUUUCAUCCAAUUUUUUUUUUAAAUGGGGGCUGGGGGUAAAAUUUUAUUUUUCUUAGAUGACUAAUUCACUGUUGAAUAUGUAUUUACGCUCUUAUUGCAUAAGGGACCAUAUCGAGGGGUGACAGCAAAAAGGUCCUAUCUUCUUCUUUAUUUAAUGUCACUUAGAACCUUUUCCCAUUCACCCAUCGAUAUACAUGUGUUUCUUGACGAACUGCGAAUGCAAUUGUAACAGUUCUCCCUUUUUUAUAUAUGAGUGUUAUUGAUCAACACUGUAGGUAUGAAUUAACGCAGCUCCUGGACAGUUCUGGACAGAUACACAAAUACAGACCAAGUUUAACAUUUUUAUUCGAGUCAAUAAAAUUUAAGGGCUGGCAGAAAAAAGGGGGCAUGGAUGAAAAUCUAUCAAUUAAUUUACAGUACCCUUAUGUGUAUUGCUUUUAAAGUGCUCAGAUUGUAUAGCCCAAAGUGCUAUUUAUCUACAACUACAUGUAAUUUGUUCAAGAUUCAACAUUAACAUACUUUUGUAACAUACUAUAGCAAGGCAUUCAUUAAAGGAAGUUUGGAAGUAUAUUACUAAUACUUCCUAAAAAUGGGAUAAAACUUCCAAAAUUAAGUUCUUGGAAUUGUGUCUGUAAAUAAUGUUAUAAAGACACAUCAAGAUGUGGUACCUUGAUUUCUUUCAAAUUGGUAAUAUAAUGAUGCCUUUAGCUCCUGUAUCAAUUUCACUGUUUAAUUUUGAUGUGGUAUUGUACAGAAAUGACAAGAAUGCGUUAAAAAUUUCAAAUACAUUUACAUAGAGGUACUUUGUGUGUUAACAAUGCAUAAUACAACAAUCAAUUAUAGUUUGUUUGGCAUUUCCCUGACCAACUCAUAAAAAUAUCUGUGUCCCGAUUUCUUUUUUAACCACUCCGGUGUUAAUGUUAUUAGUUCUACUGUGAUUAUGUGAUUGCACAGUUUCUCUCGUCUGUGCGUCCGUUCGUGCCUCUGCUUUUUGCUUGCAUUGUGAUAGUCUUCAGUUUUAAUUAUAUCUUAAUCAAACUUAUACAGUAGUAAAAAAAAUCCAUGAGAGCUUUUUUUAAACCAGCCAGAUCUGCCCAUUCAUGACUGGAUUAUGGCCUUGGAAAUGAUUUAGUAGUUUUAAAGGGAGAAAACUUUGUACAGAGUUGUGUAUCAAAGUAGUAGUUUUUCCCAUUUCCUGAAAACAGUACUUUCUAAGGGAGACUAUUUCUUGCCGUAUGGUUCACUGAUUGCUUCCCUUUGAGUUCAGUAUAUAACCAAAGGUCUCAUGAUAGGGCCUCUUUUUUUCUCUUAAUUUAGAUCUUUGGCACACAAUAAACCCUACCUACCCACACCCAAAAAUAAAGAUAGGGCACGCCAAACAAGCAAUUUCUACAUUGUGGCCUAGCUUCAUAUUUAUCGUCAUGUACAUUGUUGUUGAUGUAGAAAUCCAGUGUGAUUUAUUAUAUGUGCUUUCGAAAUCGGUACAAAAUACUUUGUUUAUAGUGGCCAUACCCAGACACCUUUUAAUCAGUCUGUAAUUUGAGAUUAUUUUUUAUUAAUAAUGAUGACUUAACUUGAUUAAAAGUUCAUCGUGUUAAUCAAAAUUAGUUUUUCUUAAUUAGUUUUUUUUACAUCUUUGGCCCACUUCAUUGGAAAUCUUUGUGGUAGCUUCACUAAUAUGAUAUCUGUACAAAUGGCAGCAAAAUUAUUUGUUUUAUUUCUGUUUGUAUCAUUUAUUAUGAAAAUAUGACACCAAGAAAAUACCAUUUUACAAACAAAAUUCCACAAAGAUCUUGAAACAGGCUCUACAUGUACAAUGUAUUUGGCAAAUUGGUCAGGCCAUUGCAAACAAGAUGUUUUUGAGGAUUCUUUCCUUUAUUUUUGUUUUGUUUUUCCUUAUAUUUUUUUAAAGAAAACUGUUAUAUUUAUUAUUAAUAAUGAAAUAUUUUAUAAGGUUUCUUUAAAUGAAUUUGUUGACUUUAAUUUUAUAGUCGAUUCACGUGGUGUUUAUUGAUAUACAAUUUAAAAAUUCAACAUUUUGAAUAUACUUGAUAAAUGUAUACAAAUGUUUUUAGUUGAAUAAAUAUGAUGAUUUGA